This is a messenger RNA of Phoenix dactylifera (date palm), 1869 nucleotides long. The record is from RefSeq and is a predicted model, not a curated record. Lineage: Eukaryota; Viridiplantae; Streptophyta; Magnoliopsida; Arecales; Arecaceae.
UCCAUUUUGUCUAGACUAGGAAUCAAUCCUUCCAAAGCUUUCAUCCUUCGCGAAUUAGUAAGAAUGGAGCAAAGCCAACAGCAUUUCCUUGUAGUGACCUACCCGGCCCAAGGCCAUAUCAACCCGUCUCUCCACCUGGCCAAGCGCCUCGCCCAAACCACCGGCCGUCGCGUCACCUUCUCCACCGCCAUCUCCGCUCACCGCCGCAUGUUUCCGUCGUUGGCCAAACCCGACGAGGAAGUAGAAGAUGGCCUCCUCUCCUACAUCCCCUUCUCCGACGGCUACGACACUGGCUUCAAACUCGACAACGAGAGCGACCUCGAUGACUUCAUGUCCCAAUUCAAACUUGUCGGGGCCAGAACUCUUUCUGGCAUUGUCCACGACCUCGCUGCACGUGACCGCCCCGUAUCUUGCAUAAUCUACACCGUCAUGCUGUCAUGGGCCGCCGAUGUGGCACGUGAUCAUGGUAUCCCCUCUGUCCUCUACUGGAUUCUGCCAGCCACUAUCUUCACCACCUGCUACCACUACUUCCAUGGCUAUGAGGAGCUGAUAACCUCCCACGUUCACGACCCAUUGUUCACGUUUGACCUACCCGGGCUGCCACCGCUCCAAAAUCGUGACCUCCCGUCCUUCUUAACCAUCACCAGUUCCGACGAUCCCUAUCGUCCUAUCCUCGUCGGGGUAAGAGAGACAUUUGAUACAUUGGACCGGGAGGAGAAGAGCUCAAAGCCAAGAGUUUUAUUGAACACCUUCGACGCACUAGAGGCUGAUGCGAUCAAGAACGUCGGCAACAUGGACCUCAUCACGAUAGGGCCAAUGCUGCCGUCCCUUUCUUCAGAUGGCCAGCAUUCAAAAGACGCCGCCUCCGGCGGCGAUCUCUUUGAAGCCGAUGAGAAGGGAUACAUGGAGUGGCUGGACUCGAAGCCGGAGAAAUCGGUGGUGUACGUAUCAUUUGGGAGCAUGUCGGUGAUAAAGAAGCGGCAAUUGGAGGAAAUCUUGUGGGGAUUAAAGGAGAGCGGGAGGCCUUAUCUUUGGGUGGUGCGGAAGGACAACAGAGGGGAAGGCGUGGAGCUGGAGGAUGGAGAGAAUGGGAUGGUGGUGGAGUGGUGCUCCCAGGUCAAAGUGCUGUCCCACCCGUCGGUGGGGUGCUUCGUGACCCACUGCGGGUGGAACUCCACAUUGGAGAGCUUGAUAUGCGGGGUUCCAACGAUUGGCGUGCCGCAAUGGGCAGACCAAGGGACGAACGCAAGACUGAUGGAGGCGUGGGGGACUGGGGUGAGAAGUGAGGUUACCAGAUCACAAGGACUGUUGGAGGAGAGCGAGUUGAAGAGGUGUUUGGAGGUGGUGAUGGGGGAGGGGGAGAGAGGGGUGCAAAUUCGGAGGAAGGCCGCGAUGUGGAGGGACAAAGCGCGGGAGGCCGUACGUGAAGGUGGGUCCUCCGAUAGGAAUCUGAAGACAUUCAUGGUGGAGUUCGCGAACAACUACUGAAUUAUUAUUAUUAUUAUUAUUAUUAUUAUUAUUAUUAUUAUUGUCGUCCACUGGGUUGAGUCUCCAUACAAUAAGAGUCAAAUUACGACCACAAAAUAAGUAGACUAUCAACCUCUUUUUAAGAAGUAAAGUUGAAGUGUUUAAUCCAAUUUAUAACACGUGUCAAAAAUUAUUUUGUUUUUUACUUAAUGUAAUUGUUGGUAUCCUUUCACACAAGUUGUAUCUUAUGCGACUUAUGAAUAUCCAAAUUUAUUGUAACCCGUGUCCAGCAUGCGGACACCAUCCUUUUAUUUGUGCAGAAGAUGUAAACUGCACUCAUCUUGUGCAGCAAGAUUAUUGCACAACGGAAAGUCAUGUAUCUAUCUUGUAAAUUGAAUUGUG